UUCGCUUGUUUUUGCUGUUUGAACUGUCUGUCAUAUUAUUAAAAAUGUCCCUCUCCAGCGAUGGUGAAUGUCGCACAGUUCUACAGCAAUAUAAAUAUGGACUGCACAAGAUAUUAUGUGUCAUCAAAAUAAUGCCGGAUAAAAUAAGUUUAUACAAAAGGGAACCGGAGAUUGACUUUAACUGGAUGACAGCUGCUCAUUGGGCAAAACUUGAGAGCAGUUUAUGGAGACUAUUUGACAGCCUUAGCCACUGGAAGCAAGAUUCACGCACGUUAAAGACCAAGAUGCUCGUGGAUCACAUUGAGGUGUCGAUCAGGGCAACAGAAAAGUAUCUGACGGCAGCACAGACACUGCUGAUAAAUGAGGCGUUAACACAAAAUGAUCUGGAACUAGAGAUUGCGCUCAGAUACAUGUCCCAGGAGGAUACAACAGUUUUUAAUGCACAGCCGAUAAAGCGCAAACACGAUGUAGAAACGAAGGCAACACAGCUGAAAACGGAUGGCGAUUAUCCUGUUGACUCCAGCUCUGAUAUUAAAAACACACAAAUAUCGAGGAGCAGUGACUCUGACAGGACUAAGCGGGCUAAAUUGCGGGACAAUGAUAACGAACCGUCUAGAGUCAGCAGCCGUUCGGCUACCACAAAGAUAGGUCGAAACCGGGAGCGCAGAUCCAUUUCCCAUGACAGUCACCGUGGCAAGAUCAUGCCGCCUUCCAGCAGAAGUGAACGCACAACGCGCCGAAGCGGAAGCGGCGGUCGAACGCCCAAGCGUUCCAAAAGUCCACUUUUAAUAUCAAAUUCCGACGAGUCAAAGCCGGAGCGUCGUUCAGCUCGUUCACCUAAGAGGCCGGAUCAUUAUAAUGAAAACAAUGUUGGUCAAAGAAAAACUCAAAAAACCAAGUCAAAAGCGGGGGAGAAUAAUGUACUUUCCAGAUCUGACAAAAAUUCAAUAAAAAGACAACAAAGCACAAGGAAUAAAGCAGCAUCAUCCGCGGUUGCCAAUGGAAAUUCUUUGAAAUUUGAGCAACUCGAUGAUGCGCGUAUCAAUGUUGAAGCUCUAAAGAAAAUAAACGAAAUGCUGGACGUUCCCAAGCCACGGAAAGUUAAGAUCCUGCUGCUUGAGGAUAUGGACGAGCCAACAGUAUUAAACACAUUCGAGACAUAUCGUGAGGACUUUGAUCGACUCUUCAAGGAACGCGAGAAAAAGUUCCAUACUAUAAGCUACAUGUCAAUCGAUCACUGUCAUACCAUGGACAUUUUAAACAAAACGAUACGCGACAACAUGAUUAAAAAACUGGCUGAAGUAUAUAGUAAAUCAGGUCCUCACGGUACGCUGGUUCUUAAUGGCCUAUUGCCGCUGUGGAUAGUUCGUCUCUUUAUGGACAAAUACAAGUUCUCACAUGAUGAGGCAGUGCGUCAAAUUGCGGACCAACUGAAGUACAACACCUACCUGAAAGCUGUUAACAAUGAUCCACUUAGCUCGGACUUAGAUGAUUGAAAUUGUAGUUACGCAUACAUGCAUGCUCAAAAAUUAUGAAUCAUAUAUAAAUUUUAUCUAUUUAACGUUAGCAUUCAAUUAUAUAUUUCUGUUUUGAAUCAUUCA
Drosophila innubila is the source of this 1601-nucleotide messenger RNA. RefSeq lists its product as uncharacterized. The transcript has 7 exons. The record is from RefSeq and is a predicted model, not a curated record. The coding region runs from base 45 to 1496 and encodes 483 amino acids. Lineage: Eukaryota; Metazoa; Arthropoda; Insecta; Diptera; Drosophilidae.